Messenger RNA from Ilex paraguariensis (yerba mate), 242 nucleotides. The record is from the annotation of a GenBank genome assembly. Lineage: Eukaryota; Viridiplantae; Streptophyta; Magnoliopsida; Aquifoliales; Aquifoliaceae.
AUGGUUUCAACAAGCAGGGCAUGGAUUGUGGCAGGCAGUAUUGGAGCUGUGGAGGCACUGAAAGAUCAAGGAUUCUGUAGAUGGAAUUACACCAUAAGAUCGCUACACCAGCAUGUCAAGAACAACCUCAGGUCCUUCUCUCAGACCAGGAAGCUCUCUGAAUCUCAAUCUUCUGCAAUGGUUUCAAGUAAAGUGAGAGAAGAGAAAUCAGAACAGUCCGAGGAGUCUCUGAGAAAAAUCAU